AUGGCGGCGGAGCCGCGGAGGGUGUCGUUCCGCGACGGCCGCCUCGCGUCGCGGAAGGCGGAGGAGGCUGCCUUAAGACGGCACCAGGCUGCAGCCUGGCUUGAAAGCUUGAUAGGGCCCUUCGGCCUCUCCCGGUGCCCAUCGGAGCAAGAAUUUGUCGCUGCUGUAAGGAAUGGCAUUGUUCUAUGCAAGGCAAUCAACAAAAUACAACCAGGCUCUGUGCCCAAGGUCGUGGCUAAUGCCUCUUUUGAUAGCCAGCCAUCGACGGCUUUCCAGUAUUUUGAGAACAUCAGGAACUUCUUGGUUGCUGUUCAAGAGCUGAAGCUUCCAAGCUUUGAGGCCUCUGAUUUGGAAAAGGAAAAUAUUGAUGCUGGGUCUGUGGGCAAGGUUGUCGAUUGUGUCAUUUCCUUGAAGUCUUACCAUGAGUGGAAGCAAAGGGGAGGAAGUAAUGGGCCCCUCAAGCACCUGAAAUCACCUCUUGCAGCACGUUCUGCCAGUCAUGCUCAGUCUGAAUAUGUUUGUUCCGGAACCUCUUCCACCCAAAAACGUCUAGAUUUGACAGAAACUAACACCGAGAGACAAUCAGAUCAAAAUGUGGGUCGUAACAUCGAAGAGGCAAUGGAAAGACUUCAGAAGGUUAUUUUGGAUUGCAUAAUAAGUUGUAAGGAAAAUUUGGAUAAUCACUCUCUGAAAAAGGAUCCAUUAAAGCUAGUUGGAACUAUUUUAUCACGUCAGCUGGAAAAGGAACAGUUUGAACCACUUCUUCAACUCUUCUCUCCAGAAGGUGCUACAAUUAAAAUUGGAUCAAGUCUGCCCAUUGAGAUUUCAAGUUCACAUGUCGAAAAUAGACGGCGUCUCUUGCAAACACAGGAAUCUGAACUUUUGAAUCUGAAGACAAUGUUUCAAGAGGUUAAAGUUGACUUUAAGUCUUUGAAGACCCAGUUUCAAGAUGAUAUAAUUAAAUUAGGUGAUAAUAUACAAGGGCUUUCCAAAGCAGCUCUUGGUUAUAACCAAGCGGUGAAAGAAAACAGAAACUUGUAUAACAUGCUUCAAGAGCUGAGAGGAAAUAUCCGUGUAUUCUGUCGGAUUAGACCACUUAUUAACUUAGAGUCUAUUUCUUCAAUCGAACAUAUUGGAAAUGAUGGCUCAAUAAUGGUCUUUGAUCCACUGAAAUCGCAAACUACACGCAAGAUAUUCCAGUUCAGCAAAAUUUUUGGGCCAACAACCACUCAAGAUGAGGUUUAUAAGGAGACACAAUCUUUGAUAAGAUCUGUAAUGGAUGGCUAUAAUGUAUGCAUAUUUGCUUAUGGGCAGACAGGGUCCGGCAAAACUCAUACAAUGUGUGGUCCAUCUGGUGGGUUGUCAUCCCAAGAUUUGGGAAUCAGUUACAUGGCACUGAACGAUCUCUUCAAUAUAUCAACAUCUAGGGAAGAUGUAAAGUAUGAUAUACAUGUGCAGAUGGUUGAAAUAUACAACGAGCAAGUUCGUGAUCUUCUAAGUGAAGGCACUUCAAUCACAAAGCUAGAUAUAAGGACUUCUUCUAGCAAUGGUCUGUUGAACCUUCCAGAUGCAAAGAUUUGCCCAGUGCAGUCUCCCUCAGAUGUUAUCAAUUUGAUGCUGUUGGGUGAAACGAACAGGGCUUCCAGUCCAACAGCAAUGAACCAUAGAAGCAGUCGUUCCCAUAGUAUCUUGAUUGUGCAUGUUAAUGGGAAGGACAUGUCUGGAAAUGCAACCCAGAGCAGUUUGCAUUUAGUAGAUCUUGCAGGAAGCGAAAGAGUUGAUAGGUCAGAAGCCACAGGAGACAGAUUGAAGGAGGCUCAGCACAUUAACAAGUCACUUUCCUGCCUAGGAGAUGUCAUCACUGCCUUAGCUCAGAAGAAUUCUCACAUUCCUUACAGAAAUAGCAAACUCACCCAAUUGCUACAAAGUUCAUUAGGGGGAAAUGCGAAGACUUUAAUGUUUGCCCACAUAAGUCCAGAGGCAGAUUCAUACUUAGAAACUCUUAGCACACUGAAAUUUGCUCAAAGGGCUUCUAGCGUUGAACUUGGAACUGCCCAUGCAAACAAAGAAAGUAAUGAAAUAAGAGAGCUUAAAGAGCAGGUAGACAGUCUUAAAAGGACACUUGCAACCAAAGAACUGGAAAAAUCAUCACUUAAAUUGAAGGAAAAUACAGUGGUGAGGGAGAGAGCUAAACAAGUACCAGAGCGCACCCCUCCAAGGCCACGUAGGUUAAGCCUAGAGAACACUGGUAUUGGCAAAGGUAGCAUACCUGACAGAAGGGGACCAAAGUCCCCUCUUUCACUGAUUAAGUUGAACAGAGAUCAUGCGACAAUUUGUGAUAAGGAAUGCAGCAUUGAUGGCUUCAAUCACAACAUCAUGCACCAAGGAUCAAUAAUGCAGAUGUCUGCGACAUUAUCUGAAGACCCUGUUAGAGAAGAGAACGAGAAGAUAAUUACAGUUGACACAGUUCCCUUUUGUGGAUUACCCCCUGAUGCUAAUACUACGUCCAAACAAGGAUUGCAUACUCUCCUGAGAACACCUUGUAGAUCAAGGAACUUGAACUUGGAAGUUGGUCGGACCAAUGAACCUUCUUCUUCUGCCAAAUUGGAGAAAAUGAACUUGAGUAAUGCAACGAAGAGAGGAUCACAUUUAAGAAAAUCCAUUCAAAGCAGCAUAGGGAAAUUGAUCCAUGGCUCUGAAAGAAGGAAUGUUCAACAUUCAGGACAAGUAACUCCUGAUAAAAUUGCUAGUAACGCAAACUAUGAUGGCCCAUCUGCAAUUACAGCGGAUUUAAGGUUAAGGAGAAGGCAAUCACUAACAGGCCUCCCACCAACACCAUCGAGCAUGUCACGUAGAUCAUCUCUAGGAGGGAAGUCAGACAUAGGUGCUAAAAAUAGCCCAAUCAGUGCAUGUGCUGCCAGCGAGUACAAGCCACUGCCAUUCUCCUGGGUCCGAUGGCCUGAACAAUAUCAAUGUUCCAAUGACAAAAGAGGCGCCAAAACACCACCCCCGGUGAAUCCAGCAGUGAAGGCGAAGAGAUGGUUGUGAGUCUGAAGAGAAACCAGAAAGUUACACUUCAGGGUUCAAGCAGAGGAACAAGCCUUUGACAAGGCUGAAACAUUCUUCCUAGCCACUGGUGACUGUAGCUCCCCUGUAUGAUCAGAGUAGGGUACAUCUAGAUCGGUUACAUUCUUUGUAACAACCGGCACUUUUUAAGAGGUUCUAAAAAUUGGACCUUGUAAGAUGGAAGAGGAAACAGCGGUUGCCUACUUGUCUUGCAUUGUGAGGCGUUGCAUACUUCUUAACACAAAGCAAUAGAUAAAAGUGAUUCGGCCCUGAAUGGGUUUUAAUUGCGAGCAGCACUGUCUCAAAUUGUCAUAAAUACUUCUGAAUUUUGCAAUGCCUGU
Molecule: messenger RNA, 3407 nt
Organism: Oryza brachyantha (malo sina)
Lineage: Eukaryota; Viridiplantae; Streptophyta; Magnoliopsida; Poales; Poaceae
Product: kinesin-like protein KIN-14A
Exons: 20
Coding region: 1-3048 (1015 amino acids)
Biological process (GO): microtubule-based movement
Molecular function (GO): ATP binding; microtubule binding; microtubule motor activity
Source: RefSeq, a predicted model, not a curated record